CCGAUCACUCGUUGUCAGCCAUGUUGUUGGUGUGACACACCGAGCUGUCAGCAACAGGUCCUCGGGGCUGUAAAGCCAACAAAACUUCACUUUUCUCCGUCUCAUUGGAUUUCUCGGUGGAUAUUAAGCUCUACAUAUCUGCGGGACCGCCCGAAAAGCGGUGGAGGAUAGUUUUGAACCGCUGGAAAGCUCGGAAGUGUGUGUAAUUCCUGUCGGCGGAGAGAGAUGGCCGUGAGCCGGAGCUGAGGACGCCACUGGGAGUUCUCCACUUGCAGACAUGAAUGGUAGUACUAGUAUUUGGGCCAUCUCUCCAGAGGAGAGGGACAAACAUGACCAGAAGUUUGACACCCUCUCCCCUUCAAUGGGAUACGUCUCAGGGGAGCAGGCAAGAAAGUUCUUCCUCCAGUCGGGGCUGCCGCCCUCAGUGUUGGCUGAGAUAUGGGCUCUGGCUGACAUGAAUAAAGAUGGAAAGAUGGACCGGUUGGAGUUUUCUAUUGCGAUGAAGCUCAUAAAGCUCAAACUGCAGGAUACAGCUCUUCCCUCAGCACUGCCAAUCAUCAUGAAACAGCCUCCGGUGUCUGCUCCCAGCCUUAAUAACCCUGCAUAUGGUAUUGGCUCGAUGUCCUCCUUACCCAUGAUGCCUGGAGCGAACCUUUCCUUGUUGACUCCCAUUUCCAUGGCAAACCCCGGACUCUCUACACUGACACCUAUGACGGGCCUCACCCCUCUGGUUCCCACGGCAACAGGCCUGAGCCCGCUAAUUGCUUCUGCCCCCUCGAGGCCCAUGAUGCCCACCAUGGGGAGCAGCACGCUGCCAAACGGCACCAUGGGACUCCUUCAACCAAUCCCUGCUGGAACGAUGACUGCAGGCCUGCCUCUGUCUGCGACCUCCUACGCCUCCCCACUUGGCCUCUCACCUUCAGGUGGAAUGAACAAAGCUCAAUCACUGCUGGACCUGGGAUCUAGCAGCCCUGCGUCGUCCUCCCCGUCCUUCAUGAAAGCCAUGGCUGCCGGUCCCAGUGACUGGGCUGUGCCACACGCCUCCAGACUCAAGCACAGGCAGCACUUCAACAUCCUGGAUAAACAGAUGACAGGAUACCUCACAGGUCAGCAGGUGAGAGGUGCCAUGGCAACUACGAUGUUAACACAGGCACAGCUGGCCUCCAUCUGGACUUUAUCGGAUGUGGAUAAGGACGGCAAGCUAACGGCUGAAGAGUUUAUUCUGGCAAUGCAUCUUGUUGACAUGGCAAAGAGCGGACAAGUACUGCCACUGACACUGCCAAAUGAGCUGGUACCACCCUCUCAAAGGAAUGCAGUGAAUGGAUCCAGCCCCUCUGUCUACUCGGCUCUGAUUGAUGACUUGGACAUAGAGCCCCCACAGAAAUCCAGACCCAACAUGUCAUUUGAGGAUAAAUUCAAAGCCAACCUGGAGAGAGGGAAUGCAGAGUUGGAGAAAAGACGACUGGCGCUGCUGGAGGCAGAGAAAAGGGAGCAGGAGCGGCGCGCUCAGAAGGAGAGAGAGGAGCGGGAGAGGAGAGAACGGGAGGCCAGGGAGGCCGAAGAGAGGAGGAAAAAGGAGGAAGAGAAGAGGCUGGAGCGACAGAGAGAGCUGGAGAGGCAAAAAGAGGAGGAGCGACAGAGGGAGCUGGAGAGGAAAGAGGCUGCACAGCGGGAGCUGGAGCGUCAGAGGAAGGAGGAGUGGGAGAGGAGGAAGAAAGGUGAGCUCCAGAUCAAGAAGGAGCAGGAGCAGGAUGAAAUAAUCAAACUGAAGGCGAAAAAGAGGAGUCUGGAGAUGGAGCUGGAAGCAGUGGGUAACAAGCAUCGCCAGAUCUCAGAUCGACUCAGUGACAUUCAGAACAAGAAGAAGCUUCACAAAACGGAGCUGGAUCUGAACACACAGAGGAAAGAGACACGUCAACAAGACCUUUACAGCCUGCAGAAACAGCUGGAGGAGUUUCAGAGGAAGUUAUCUCAAAUGACUCCGGAGCAAAAGAGGCUGACAGAGAAACUUGCAAACAUGUCUCUGAACAACAUGCCAGCAACAACCAUAACCACCCUGAAAGUGGGUGUCACAGAGAAAAAAGGGAGUUGCAUAAAGCUGCGAGACCAGCUGGAGGCUCUGGAGAAGGAGACUGCCGCUAAACUGGCUGAGAUGGAUCGGUACAACCUGGACAUACAGGAACUGAGAGAAAGCCAGAAGAAGCAGCAGGCGGCGCUGGAAAAGCUGCGAAGCAUCAAAGAGGAGAAACGGCGUGAGCUGAUCCGAAAGAAGGAACAGGAAGAGGAAAGGAAGAGGCAGGAGGAGGAAAGGAGGCGGAGGGAGGAAGAGGAACAGAGGCGUAUAAAGAUGGAAAAGGAACGUCAGUGGCAGGAAAAGUUGAAGAGAGAAGAAGAUGAGCGUCAGAGGAAGCUUCAGGAGGAGAGGGAGGCCAAACAGAGGGCGGAGGAGGAGAAAGAGAGGCAGGCACUCAUCCAGGCCGCCAAGGAGGAGGCCGAACGAGAGAUGAGGGCAAAGGAGGAGGCUGAGCGCAAAAGAAGGGAGGAGGAGGAGAGGAAGAAGAGGGAAGAGGAGGAGCGGCGGAGGCAAGUAGAAAGACGGAGGCAGGAAGAGGAGAGAAGGAGACUGGAAGAGGAGCGGAAGCAGCUUGAGGAAGAGCGGCGAAAACUGGAAGAGGAGAGGAGGCAAGAGGAGAGGAGGAGAAAAGAAGAGGAGGAGCAACGCAAAAGGGAGGAGGAGAGACGGAGGUUAGAGGAGGAAAGGAGAGAGGAGCAGCGCCGGCGAGAGAGAGAGGAGGAGGACAGGAGGAGGCAGAGGGCGGCUGAGGCGGCAGUCCGAGAUUCCGAGGAGAGGAGGAAGCGAGAGGAAGAGGAGAAAAAGAGGAGAGAGGAGGAGGACAGAAGAAGACGAGAUGAGGAGAAGAGACGGCUUCAUCAGCAGCAGGAGGAGGAGAGGAGGAGACGCGAGGACGAGAGAAAACGGGCCGAAGAUGCAAGGAAGAGAAAGGAGGAGGAAGAGGAGCGGAGGAAAGCUGAGGAGGACAGGAGGAGGAAGGAGGAGGAGAGAAAGAAGAAAGAGGAGGCUCCUCGUCAGCAGCUGCCUCCGAGUGUGGGAGGGAAGCUGGAUAUCCAGGCUCUGCUGAGAGGACUGGAGGAGAGGAAGGGCGGGCAUCCGAGAAACAAGCAGCACCGGAAGUCAGCAUCCCUCACGUCUUUCAAAGCGCUCUACCCGUUCACUGCACGAAACAACGAGGAGCUCAGCUUCAACGCAGACGACAUCCUGGAGGUGGAUGAGACGACGGAGCGCGAGGAGGGCUGGCUCUAUGGCAGCAAGCAGGGGAAGAUGGGCUGGUUCCCUGAGAGCUAUGUUGAGCGUGUGGCCUCGUCAGGCUCCGCUAAUACCGCCGCAGCCUCUGCUCCUGCUAAACUGGCCCUUCAGUCUCAGCUCUCCAACGCCCUCGAGGCUGCCAAGGUAGCAGGGGCAAAGUCCGCCUUCACGCCAACGCACUCUCCAAACCCUGCGCCGUCUGACACUCAAGGACAGCAGGUGGUGGGGAACGUGUUGGCUCAAGCGCUUUGCUCCUGGACUGCAAAGACGGAUAACCAUCUGAACUUCAACAAGGACGACGUGAUUCAGGUGCUGGAGCAACAAGAGAACUGGUGGCUCGGAGAGCUCAAUGGCGAACAGGGUUGGUUCCCGAAAACUUAUGUGACCCUGCUGGGAGAAGAAGAAGCUGUAGACACAAAAACUUCCGGACUCGAUGUGGCAGACUCGAGUGACAGCUUGCAGCUUGAAGAGUACGUAGCGUUGUACACCUACGAGUCGCCAGAGGUCGGCGAUCUGACCUUCACAGAGGGGGACGUGAUCCUGGUGAGCAAGAGAGACGGCGAGUGGUGGAACGGCUCGAUAGGCGACCGCACAGGCGUCUUCCCCAGCAACUACGUCAAACCUAAAGAGGCCGAUACAACUAGCACAUCCGCAAAGAAGAAGCCAGAGAUCGGCCAGGUGAUCAAGGCUCACUCCUCCUCGGGCCCAGAGCAGCUCAACCUGGAGAAUGGCCAGCUCGUCCUCAUCCUGGGCAAGAACGCCUCCGGCUGGUGGCUCGGGGAGCUGCAGGCACGUGGUAAAAAGCGUCAGAAGGGCUGGUUCCCUUCCAGCAAUAUUAAAUUAUUGGGUUCCAACAGUGGCAAAUCCACACCAGCUCAUCAACCAGUCUGUCAGGUCAUUGCCAUUUACGACUACAAGGCUGCCAACGACGACGAGAUGAGCUUCUCUAAAGGGCAGCUGAUCAACGUUCUGGACAAGACCAACCCUGACUGGUGGAAAGGAGAGCUCAGCGGCACCACCGGCCUCUUCCCCACCAACUACGUGAAGGUGACCACGGCGGACUGCGACCCCAGCCAGCAGUGGUGUGCAGACCUGAACAGCCUGGACGCCCUGAGCCCCCAGGAGAAGAAGCGACAGGGUUACAUCCACGAGCUGAUCCAGACCGAGGAGAGAUACGUGGAGGACCUGCAGAUCGUGCUGGAUGUGUUUCACAGGCCCAUGUCCCAGUCGGGCCGACUGACCGAAGCAGAGAUGUCCAUGAUCUUCGUCAACUGGAAGGAGCUGCUGGCCUGCAACGCCAAACUGGUCAAAGCUCUGGGCGAUCGGAAAAAGAUGGAAGGGCAGAACAUGCCGGUGCAGAUGAUCGGAGACAUCCUGGCCGCCGAGCUGUCCCACAUGCAGCCUUACAUCCGCUUCUGCUCCAGUCAGUUCAACGGAGCCGCGCUGCUCCAGACUCGCACCGACAACGAGCCAGACUUCAAGGACUUUCUUAAGAAAAUUGCCACAGACUACAGGUGUAAAGGGAUGCCGCUGUCCAGCUUCCUGCUGAAGCCGAUGCAGCGCAUCACACGGUAUCCUCUGCACAUCAAAAAUAUCCUGGAGUGCACAGCUGAGGGUCACGCCGACCGAGGUCACCUGAAAGAGGCUCUGGAGAGGGCGGAGGAGCUCUGCCAGCAGGUAAAUGAGGGCGUGAGAGAAAAGGAAAACUCUGAACGACUGGAAUGGAUUCAGAACCACGUACAGUGCGACGGUGCUGCAGAGCAUUUGGUCUUCAACUCGCUCACAAACUGCUUGGGUCCCAGGAAACUGCUGCACAGCGGCAAGAUGUACAAGGCUAAAAGCAACAAGGAACUCUGGGCUUUCCUCUUCAACGACUUCCUGCUUCUCACUCACUCGGCUAAACCGUUCUCCUCGUCUGGUCCCGAUAAACUAUUCAGCAACAAAAGCAACACACAGCUCAAGAUGUACAAACCACCUGUCCUGCUGAAUGAAGUCCUGGUGAAGCUCGCGGAUCCUUCCAGUGAUGAGCCCACCUUCCACAUCUCACACAUCGACAGAGUCUACAUCCUGAGGACCGAAAACAUCAACGAACGGACGGCGUGGGUUCAGAAGAUUAAAGCUGCAUCAGAGGAGUUUAUUGAGACCGAGAAGAGGAAAAGAGAGAAGGUCUAUCAAGCGGCCCGAUCUGUGAAGGCCAGCGGGAUCGGCAGGCUGCUUGUCACCGUCUUGGAAGCCACUGAACUGAAGGCGGGAAAACCCAACGGUAAAAGCAACCCGUACUGCGAGGUGACGAUGGGGACGCAGAUCUUCACCUCCAGGACGCUGAAUGACACUCUGAACCCAAAGUGGAACUUCAACUGUCAGUUCCACAUCAAAGACCUUUACCAGGACGUCCUCUGCAUCACCAUCUUCGAACGAGACCAGUUCGGACCCGACGACUUCCUGGGUCGGACAGAGGUCCCCGUGGCGACUAUAAAGAAAGAGCUGGAGAACAAGGGCCCGGUGACGCGCCGUCUCCUCCUGCACGAGGUCCCCACCGGAGAGGUGUGGGUCCGCCUCGACCUGCAGCUCUUCGGCAGCAGAUAGCCGCGUCAGACCAACCGAUGGGAAACACCUCCAAAUACCAACUAACCAAACAAGACGAGCUGCUUGAAUCCUCCUCUACAAUCAAGAACGAAGACUUGUUACCACGUGCUCCAAAAUGGACUCUAUCAAUAAGAAACCCUCAAACUGUUACAUACAUCAAGACUUCAGAGUUAAUAUUAGCCGGCGUUAAUAAUACCUCAGUACAGUUAGGGCCGGAAAAGCCGACUGGUGCAAUAUUAUAGUUUCUCCACAGUACUUUGAAGGUCUGUCUCCUCGAGCAGCGGAGACACAGCUGUAGUAAAUCACAACCUCAAGACCAAGUUAAAACUGGACAAAGGAAGCUAACAAGUACAUAGUAACAGGAGCUAAUAAAGCUAUUAAAUCUUCUAAAGGGUUUUAUCAUCCUGUCUUUUUUAGGUAUUCUCACUUUGCCAAAUCUGCACAACUAAGGCCAUUUAAAGCAUUGAAAUUCAAGUUGCUUUUGCUUCAUCUGAACUGUCAGGAUUCAUCUGUGUGAUUUGAUUUUUUUUUUUUUUAAAUAUGUGAGGAGAUCAGGACUGAUGGGUUCUGAGAGGGGUUGACCUGCUAUCAUAAGCUGCGUGGCCUCGGCGUCGGCUUCGCUCAGUGACUUUAAGAGCUUCGGAAACGAGGGGCGAUGGAUGAUUGACGGCUGCGUUAAAUGCCUGAGACGGCCCGGAGGAGGAGUUUCAGUCUGUAGCUGGUUUACUACUGUAGACGGGAGAUCUCAGGACACGUUGUUCUGGGUUCAGUCUGUGUCACUGUAACUGCAGGGGUUGUUUUCCUUCUGGGUGUUUGUGACGACAUAUCUUCAGGGUGUAAACUCACUGAAACAGUUGGGAUAUGGAGAUACGCUCACCUGAGGGGCUUUGAUGCUGCAACAUGUGGAGCUAACUCAACCUUCGGCCUUAACGCGUCUCUUCUCUGAUGUCCUUUUCUAAAAACUCCUUUGGGAUAAAACUGUUUGGUUAUAACCUUCUUUGCUUCAUUUUGGGAGUGCAAAAGCAGCUCAGUAAUUCAAGUGCAGAAUAAAGAAGGUGAGACGAAGCUGCGUUCCUGAACUCCUUCCACACCUCUGUCUUUCUCACUCGCUGAGGCGACGGUUCCUGCUUUGCCUUUUUGGCACAAAUUCUAUGGCGUCAACUUUUGGAUCCGUCUCUGACUUUCCAGCAACAACAUCAGUGUUUCUCUCAAAUGUAUUUUUGUUCUUCAUACGUUUCUCUGUCAGUCAUGAAUGAUUUGUGCUGCUUCAGUGCUUUUCUGGUUGACGGCAUUGUUCUGUUGCCUCGCUCAUCCACCAUUAACGGUUCGGGAUUAUGGUUCUUCAAACUGUAUAUUUAUAUUAGAAUUUGACUUUUCAGUGUCUUGUGUUGACUCUCUCUCCAGUGUCUUCCCUAACUCUCGGAACCUGCUGGAGCUCUGGAUCUAUCCAAACGAGCAAGUGUUGUAUUUAUUUCUUAAUUUAUGCGUGCGACUAUCCCGGAGGUCUGUGAGCCUUUGCUGUGUCUUCAUGGAGAAUCUGUUUUCACUGGGUUCGCUUUCAACAUGUUGACGCCAUUUCCACCGCUGGUUCAGUCCCCCAGCUGAUCCUCUGGUUGCGGUUACUUUUUACUGUAAGUUCAUAGGUCACUAGUCAUUUACUUAUGCUCGCUCUCAUUUCUUUCAUUUAGCGGUUUGUUUUUAAGCCUUGUAUUCAUUUGAUUUUUGAAUUUGUGGGGGCAAAGAGACUGGACUGCCGUUCUUUGUCUGUCUGAAUGUGUUAAGAUUCUUUUGUUUUUGUUUUAUUUUCCGCCUCCUCCUGUAUCUAAUGAUGCUGCGCCGCCUUGUCCUCGCUAACCUGGACUGUUUUUUUCACAGCUGAUCAGAAACCGAGUCUGUAACCUGCUGUCUGUACUCACUUUUUGCUUCUGUGUGGCGUUCUCUGAAUCAGGGUUUUUAAAGCUAAUUAAAGACUAAUUAAAAGUGAGCAAACUGUCA
Molecule: messenger RNA, 7906 nt
Organism: Salarias fasciatus (jewelled blenny)
Lineage: Eukaryota; Metazoa; Chordata; Actinopteri; Blenniiformes; Blenniidae
Gene: itsn2b
Product: intersectin 2b
Exons: 40
Coding region: 278-5911 (1877 amino acids)
Biological process (GO): positive regulation of Rho protein signal transduction; intracellular signal transduction
Molecular function (GO): guanyl-nucleotide exchange factor activity; calcium ion binding; protein binding
Source: RefSeq, a predicted model, not a curated record